AUGGGUAACAUACAACAACAUUGUCGAGGUGUAACUAAUGAUCUCCUUGAACUUGACCGUCCUGGAGCUAUUUAUUUACCCAACGAUACUAUUACUGGUAGUGUUUUGUAUAAUAGAAAAAUGAAUGCAUCUAUUUUAUUAACUGGUGUUAUUUAUUUUAAAAAGCGUAAAAGAAAUCAUUUAAAAAAAUGUCAAAGACAAUUUUUUUCAACUGAAUUUAAUCUAAAUUCAUCGUCAAACAUAAAACAAAAUUUUCAAUUACAUUUAGAUGAACACCUUCCACCAUCAUUUAAUGAUAUAUAUACAUAUCCGAAUAUAACAUAUUCAAUUAAUCUUUUAAUCUAUAAAAAAUCUAAGGAUGAAAUUUUGUCUUCGAUGCCGAUAUGUGUUUGCCCUCAUGUAUAUAUUGAUCGACCUUUACUUUUAACACCAUUAUUUUUUGGUCCAAUAGAAAAUCGUAUAUCAGGUGUUAAACUUGAAGUUAAAAUUAAUCGAACUAUUUAUACAUUCGGUGAUAUAAUACAAAUUUUUUAUGAAAUUCAAAAUCCAAAUCAAGAAUAUAUUUAUAAUAUUCAAAUAAGUUUAGGAAUUUAUUAUGUUAUUGAAUCAAAUGUUUCGCAAAAGGAUUUAUGUAAUAGUACUGAGAAUUUUACUAAUAUAGCAUCAAAUAAGAAAUUAAUAAGAAAUAAAGCUUUAAUAAAUAUCCCAAAUGAAAUAUAUUUACCGCCAACAUUUAAAUUUCAAUAUGGACCAGAAAAUGAUGCAUCAUCAUUUAAUUUAGAAAUUGAUUAUAAAAUACACUUUAAAGUUUAUUUACAAAAUAUGGAAAAUUUAUGGCAAGUCGAUGUGCCUAUUAUUAUAUGUAAUGAUACUAUAGAACAAACCGAAAAUGUCAAGGAAGACAAUAGUAAUAAAAUGGACAGUGCUGAAGAAGAAAACAAUAAUAAAACCGAAAUAAUUUCACAAUCUUUUAAUGUAAAUACUAAUAUUGUUGAAAAUAAAUAA
This is a messenger RNA of Rotaria sp. Silwood2, 1005 nucleotides long. The record is from the annotation of a GenBank genome assembly. NCBI's taxonomy places the organism in Eukaryota, Metazoa, Rotifera, Eurotatoria, Philodinida, Philodinidae.